This is a messenger RNA of Ectocarpus siliculosus, 4040 nucleotides long. Lineage: Eukaryota; Phaeophyceae; Ectocarpales; Ectocarpaceae. The record is from the annotation of a GenBank genome assembly.
AUGUUGCUCGCCGCCCCGUUCAUGGAACACCAGCAGCAGCUACAUGCGCAUCACCAGCCGACACGGAACUUCGGCAAGCCGGGCCCUGUGGAGAGCGCUGUAGAGCAUGAAGAACCGACUUCUGACUUCAUGCUCGCCGCCGCCGGCCGUGGCGAUGAUGACAACGAAAACGGCUCGUCUACCCUACCGCCAUCGCCGCCAUCACCCCCGCAGCAGCACAUGCUAGCCCCGCCAGACUUCCCGCCUUCCGCCGCGGCCGCCGCCGCCGCAACAUCCCCCUCUCCCGCCUCCGCUGCCGGCCCGCCCACUCGCGUGGUCUUCCCUGCUGGGAGGUCCGCGGCGGAUGGAAACGCGGCGUUUGAAGCUAUCUCCAACAGCAGACCAAGCGGGGGCGGCGGCGCCUCCCUGUUCCACCCGGGGUUCGAGCGGCCCUCGUCGCACCACUACCACCACCACCGCCACCACCACCACCACCAGCACCUCCACUUCGCAGCCAGCAGGCAGUUCGGCGGCGGGGGCGGGAACGGCCCCUACAGUGGGGGCGCGCACGGCGGAGGCCACCACGGCGAGGACGACUUCGAGUUUCUGCGAACGAUUCUCCUGGACGCCGGCAGCGGCACCGGCCACGCCGCCCACAACAGCGCCCUCCCGCCCCUCGGGGCCGCCGGGUACAUCCCGGUCUCGGCCGCGGCGGCCGCGGCGCACGCCGCCGUCGCCGCUACGGACGCCCCCUUCGCCCCCAUGAGCGCCGCGAAGUCGAGCCUGUUUAGCGCCGUUUCGUCCUCCCCUCUGGGGGCUCAUCACCCCUCCCCGCCCUCGCCCUCCUACGUUGGCGGCGGCGGCGGCGGCGGCGACAGCGGUAGUCUUUCCUUUGGCGCGGCGGCAUCAGGUGGCAGCGGUCGCUACGGCGGCGGUGGAGGCGGCAACCAGGCGGUCGAAGGGCCCGGGGGUUACCACAAGAACGGGGCGGGCGGCUACCAUGUGACCGAGGAGGAGAGGCUUCAGGCGGCGGACGAUGUCGCGCGGUGCAUCUGGCUCGCGGGAGACGAGCUCCGCGAGAUCCUCCUAGCGCGCCUCUUCGACCUGUGGAGCACGGUGGAGGCGGAGAUGGUGUCCUACGCCGACGGUACCGCCGCCGCCAGCGGCGGCGGCGGUGCCCCGCGCAAGAGCUUCAACGAGGUCCUCGUGGAGCGGCUGCAGGCGACGUGCCAGGCGGUUGAGGCCGAGCUGAAGGCGGCCAAGGCUCGCGGCGACGACACCGCGUUCUGCAACCCGCCGCAGCACCACUGGCGCGGCUCGGGCGCCCUCCGGGGAGACGUGCUCUCGAGGCUGGAGGCCUACCGCAGGGAGAACGAGGGCAACUGCGGCAUGCCCGGCAGCGGCCACGGGAGGUUUUCGAGCCUGAACUGCAUCGAUGACUUCGAGCGAGCAAACGCUCUUGCCCGCGGCGGCGGCGGCGGCGGGGGUCGCCACAGAGGAGGGCACGCGGGGGGGGGGCUGGCGGAGGACGGCGCGGGCGACCUCAGGCAAGGGUUAGAAACGGCUAUAGAGGUCACGCGCGGAGCGGUCAAGUCUGAGCUCCUCAUGUUCGGGGACGACGAGCCGGCGCAGAGAAACGCCGCCGCCCACCCCGCCAGAUCAUCCUCCAAGGCCGGCGGCGCGGACCGACGCAGCGCUGCAGCUGCCGCUGUUGCUCCGACUGCACGCGGAGGGGGCCCGGCAGAGAGAAACGCCAGCAAGAGGCCCGCCGGAGCAGCCGACAAGAGCGGCAACAAGAAGAGAAAGAGGUCCGGGAACGGACGGCGGUGCAAGCACGAAGGCUGUCUGCUGCACCCCCAUUUCGGGCUGACUCGUCCGGAGUACUGCUCGAAGCACAAGCUUCCGGGCAUGUUCAAUGUGAAAGGGAGGAGGUGCAUUCACCCCGAGUGCACGCGGACCCCUGUCUACGGACGGUCCGGCGACCCGCACCCCACCUUCUGCGCCGCCCACAAGCCGCCCGGGUACGUGGACAUCAAGAACCCCACGUGCCGGGAGCCGACCUGCUUCCGACAGCCCAGCUUCGGGUCCGCAUCCGACAGGAAGGCCACCUACUGCGCCAGCCACAUGCUGAGCGGGCACGUCAACGUCCGCCGCAUGCUGGCGUCCUUCAAGUCGGCCGCGUCCGCUAGCAGCAGCGGCGGCAAGAAGCGUUAGGCGGGGAAGGAAGGAGAACCGGAGGAGGUAGACCUUUUUUUUUCCCCGUCCGGAGGAUUUCGUCCGGAGCUAGAGAGAGCUGUUGUUGGGGCGGGGCUGGAGGGAGGAGAGGGACAAAUCAUUUUUUUUUAUCAUCCACCCCUUUCGCCGUAAAGGAGCGCGGGAGAGUGUAUGGCGUGGCGUAACCGAAGAAGAGAUACUUCGGUAAGUAUUUAAUCGUGGGAUAACAACGAGGCGUGUGCCUGGCUAACGCCGGCGGGAGGGGGGCGGGGGCGAAAUUUCUGACAGUCGUUUUUUCGCGGACGGGCGGGUGUAAGGGUAGAUUGAGAACGUUCGUUGUCGUUCGGGUGUUCGGCGCUACUGUACGUGUUUCUACGUUCGUGCUGUAGUGGGCUCGCCCGGCUUUGGGUGCACACGUGUGUCGGCCUUUCAUCCGUGUCAUGCAGUAGUUGUUCGCUUUCAAGUGUUGUCGGGGGGGGGGGGAGAGGAUGUAUGUGUGUUUGUGAUGGGCGUCUGCAGCGGGUAUUUGUCUCGCUUGCUCGCUUGGUUUUUCGCAUCCCGAUUCGACAGCAGUCAAUCAGUCGUCUCGCCCUGUUUUCCUCUGCAAAAGUGAUGCUGCAUAGAUCCACGAGGAAGGCCUGUAUCAUAGGGGUUCUGUAUCACACGCUGAUUUUUUGGGGGAUGCACGUUACGGAAGAUAUUACCGGGUGGUCCGUGCCCAUCUUCGUGUUGUGGCCGGAUGCCACCGCGGUAGGGUGGCAUCGUGUAUUAUGAGGAUCUCCAUUUGUUGUUUAUUGUCUUGUGUGUUGGCUUUUUCGAUCGAUGGUUAUGGUUACAAAACAUGUCAUUCGUACAGUAGUGUUGUGGUUGUCUGUUUUAGCGUAGCGGUGCCAUCGAUGAAUACGGUAUUUUUUGUCUCAUUUUUUCCAUGGUUGUUUCCCCCAUUUGUUGUCUGCAUAGAUAUCUUCCCGGUAGAGCACGGCCCCCGCGCCGGCUUCGUACCGAAGGCGCCUAGAAACGCGGUCGCUUCAUUCAAGCUUUGCGUGUACCAUACCAUCGGCAGCAGCCAGGGCGAAAACGUUCAACGCCUGUGACCGGUGCUCUGGCGAGACGCUGCCAGUAGAACGUACAUUCGACUGCUGUUGUGCAUAAACGGUGUGGCCAGCGCCGCGGGGGGCGCGAGCGCGCCCUUGUUGGUGUAUUACUUGUGUCCGGUGCCAGCGUGGGUGGUUUGUUGUGUGGGUUUGCUGUCCCUUUCGCCUCCGGACCCUCGGAGCUUUGAGGGACGUCGUUGAGGCGUUACAGGCGGGGACGGGUAAUCGCAGCAUCGUUGUCGUUUUGUUUCAUGUGUGUGAAGCCUCGAGAGUCGCAAAGACAAGAAAAAAAAAAAAAACGAGUGAGGGAGUGCGGCGCGCGCGAGCGCGCGCAGCCGCACGCGGAGUGGUUCGGGUUGAAUACCCUGUGUUUUUUCGCAAGCAAGUGUCAUAUGCCUGGUAAGAGCAGACUAUCCCGUUGUUGUCUUGGUUGUUGUUUCGCUGCUUUGGGUGUGGGAGACGGAAAAGGUUUCACUCUCAAGGUGCAUAGGGCAGCAUGCGUUCUACUGCUACAGUAGUAGACCAAUGUUUUGUCGUAACUUAAGAGGUGGUUCCCAGUCGGUGUCGAUGGGACAUUGUUGAAGGUUGUCGGCUCAGCCCGCCGUUUUGGCAGUCGAGUGAUAUCGCUACCCGGUUGCACUUGUUUUUAAUAUUUGUCCGUCUCGUAUUUAUGGGUGUGCCUGCCUCAGGGCACAUGUUUUGCGCUCGGAGGAGGAGGUUUCGGGGAAGUCCUGAAGUUUGCGGGGGGGGGGG